This is a messenger RNA of Silurus meridionalis, 2538 nucleotides long. RefSeq names its product SUV39H1 histone lysine methyltransferase b (gene suv39h1b). The record is from RefSeq and is a predicted model, not a curated record. Lineage: Eukaryota; Metazoa; Chordata; Actinopteri; Siluriformes; Siluridae. Gene Ontology annotation, molecular function: zinc ion binding; histone H3K9 methyltransferase activity; protein binding. Gene Ontology annotation, cellular component: nucleus. The transcript is spliced from 6 exons. The coding region runs from base 423 to 1700 and encodes 425 amino acids.
UUGAUGUAAAGAGCUCUCUUGCUGCCCCAUGUGCAGGAGAUUUGGGGUAAUUGGGUUUAAGUCAGCUACAUUGGAGGAGAACCUAGAGGUUUGCUACCGAGAAUUCCCUCUAUCUCGAUAAGUACUGUUCAAAGAACUUCCUCUGUUACUGUUUGUGCACCUACUACUGUACGGAGGGCAUUUUAAGAGAUCGGAUCUCUCUCUCUCCCAGCUGCCAUCAAAGGAAGGGACAUUGGGCGGGUUGAACGGAAAUUCAGUCUGUUGUUUGGCGAGAUGUUGAUGAAGUUUCUGGCUGCAAUCCAUUAAGGCAUCUAUUAACUCUCUCUCUUCACCCUGGAAGUGAGUAAUCAGCUUGUAGUGGAUACAGGCUUACCAGACUUUAGAUAUUCGUAUUUCUCUGGAAAGCUGUCUUGUUGGAUGUUAUGGAAGAGGAGAUAUUCUGCUGUCACAUAGUUGUAGAUUGCAAAGUGGCAUGUCUUGCUGCUGUCGACCACCUUGAAGUGUUCUGCCGAGAGAAAGGUAUCAAAUGCAGAGAUCUGGGGAUCAACAAGAAAAACCUAUGUGAAUAUGAAGUGGAAUAUCUUUGUAACUUCAAAAGAAAGGUCGUCACUAAUGGUAAAACGCAAGAAACACAGGAUAUGUAUUUUGUCAAAUGGAAGGGGUAUCCAGAAAGCAUGAACUCGUGGGAACCACGGAAAAACCUCAAGUGCACCGAUCUGCUUAACCAGUUCUGGGAGGAUUUGAUGUGCGAGAUGUUGCGGUUAAAGAAGCGCAACGUCCCCAAAAAACUGGACGCUUCAAUUGUUUCCCAUCUUGUGCAGCGAGCAAAGCUAAGGCAAAUCCUUAAACUCUGGGAAAAUCAACUGAAUAGCUUGGGCUCAAACAAGGGUCGAAUCCACGUGGAAAACCUGGUGGACAUGGAGGGUCCUCCUAAGAACUUCACCUACAUUAACGAUUAUAAGGUGGGCGACGGUAUCUCUCUUAAUGAGGUAGCUGUUGGCUGUGAGUGUACAGACUGCCUGAACAGUCCUGUGGGGGGCUGCUGUGCCGGAGUAUCGCAGCACAAGUUUGCCUACAACGACUUGGGACAAGUGCGCAUUCGGCCUGGACUACCUAUCUACGAAUGCAACAAGCGGUGUUGCUGCGGGCCCGACUGCCACAACAGGGUCGUGCAGAGGGGCAUUCAGUAUUCACUGUGCAUCUUUAGGACUGACAAUGGCAGGGGCUGGGGGGUACGCACCAUGGAGCGCAUCCGCAAGAACACAUUUGUCAUGGAGUAUGUAGGAGAGAUUAUCACUACAGAAGAAGCAGAAAGGCGUGGCCAUGUCUACGAUAAAGAAGGAGCCACAUACCUGUUUGACCUGGAUUAUGUGGAUGAUGAAUAUACGGUGGAUGCAGCGCACUAUGGCAACAUUUCUCACUUUGUCAAUCACAGUUGUGAUCCAAAUCUUCAGGUGUACAACGUCUUUAUUGAAAACCUGGACGAGAGACUGCCACGGAUAGCUUUUUUUGCCACUCGUGCAAUUAAAGCAGGGGAAGAGCUGACCUUUGACUACAAAAUGCAGAUCGAUCCAGUAGACGCAGAAAGCACAAAGAUGGACUCUAAUUUCAGUUUGACGGGACUCCCAGGUUCUCCUAAGAAACGUAUGCGUGUAGAGUGUAAAUGCGGCAUGCCGACAUGUCGAAAAUAUCUGUUUUAGAUACCCCAAAGACUGGAGGCGUUUGCCAGGGCAAGCCGUCACUAAACAUAAUAGUGGCUUUAAUAUUUCAACAAAACACAAUUCUUCUCAUAGUGUGUCCUGCUUUAUCAAAGCAGUAUUUUUAUUGAACGAGUGCCAGGUGUGGGAAAUUUUGAUUCAUACACCUCAGCUAAUUCAACACCUUCACUGGUUGAAGUUAACUGGAGAAUGACACCCUUGUUUUAUAUUGUUUUAUAUAUAUUUUAAUGCUUUUCCAUAAAUCAUUCAUCAGCUUUCUUCCCUGACAUUUGGCAUGAUGCCAUGAGGUCACAUGUCACUACAUUACAUAUGUGAAAAUGUACAUUUCUUUGUAGAUUAAUUCUUUAUCAAGUGUCGGAUAUUUUUCCAGUUUUUCCAGAGGAUUGUUUUUUCUUUUCCUUUUUUUUUUAUUUUAUUUUUAUAGUUAUUUUAACAAGAAGGUAUUUUAUUUUUUACAUGUAAAACAUUGAUGUCCGUCAAGUGCAUUUGUAUUCAAAUGUAAAGUCAUUUGAAUACUUGUUAAACCCAAUGAUAUGUCAAAUCUUUUCACGUUUGGUGAUAUUUGUCUGGAAAACAGUACUUGUUCGCAACUGUGAUUUCACAAACCUACCAACAGGGGGCAAAACAGUAUCGUCAGUGCCAAGAUAAAUAUCUAGGAAAAGACAUAGCAGAGGCUACACAGAUGUGCAGAUGACUGUGUAGUGACAUUCAGACUGUACUUUUUAAAUGUAUUUUCUAAAUGUGUUAAUUAUGUUCUGUGUUGUAGCAAUAACCUGUAAAAUAUAGACAGGUGAUGUAUUAAAGGACAAAAAGAGAGCAA